Messenger RNA from Columba livia (rock pigeon), 1796 nucleotides. Its product is annotated as ubiquitin carboxyl-terminal hydrolase 42-like. Bases 249 to 1796 code for a protein of 515 amino acids. Gene Ontology annotation, biological process: regulation of apoptotic process; protein deubiquitination. Gene Ontology annotation, molecular function: cysteine-type deubiquitinase activity. The record is from RefSeq and is a predicted model, not a curated record. The transcript has 11 exons. Gene Ontology annotation, cellular component: cytosol; nucleus. Lineage: Eukaryota; Metazoa; Chordata; Aves; Columbiformes; Columbidae.
CCAGGUCAAGACUCCAGAGGGAAAGGAAGGUUGCUCAGGGCACAGAAGUCAGAGUGGGGAUUUGUUGCACUUUUGGCAAAGUGAGCAGGGGAACACGCUAUUUUCCAAAUCUGCUCCUUGACCAGGAACUUUCAAGAGCAGUGUUAGGCUUCCCCCAGUUUUUCUGUGUGGGAGGUUAGAGCUUGUUUUCCUGGGUGCUCCUGUACAGAUACAGAACUCAACUUUUAAAUCUGCUUUUGUGCGAGAACAUGGACUCAUCUCUCUUCCAAUGUGGUUUCUUGGCAGUCGUUGCUGAGGGAAUGGCUCCGCCGCAGAGGAUCCUCUUUCCCCCAGAGAAGAUUUGCAUGGCCUGGCAGCACAGCCAGAGAGCUGGAGCGGGACUGCACAACCUGGGCAACACGUGCUUCCUCAACUCCGUCCUGCAGUGCCUGACCUACACCCCGCCUCUGGCCAACCACCUGCUCUCUGGGGAGCACAGCCGGGCCUGUGGCCAGAAAGGCUUCUGCGUCAUGUGCAGGAUGGAAGUGCACGUUCAACAGGUCCUGCAUUCCUCAGCCAGUGCCAUCGAGCCUUGGGCUGUCGUCGAUUUUCUCACAGAAAUAGGAGAAAAUUUCCAGCAUGGCAGGCAGGAGGACGCCCACGAGUUCUUACGCUGCACCAUGGAUGCCAUGCAGAGAGCUUGUCUGAGAGGAAACAGCGACUUGGACAUGUCCUCUCAAGCAACCACCAUCGUCCAUCAGAUCUUUGGGGGCUUUCUGAGAUCCAGAGUCACAUGCUGGAGCUGCCAAGCGGUUUCCGAUUCCUACGAGGCCUUCCUGGAUGUUCCUCUGGAUAUCAAAGCAGCCGCAUCUGUCACCGCAGCUCUGGAAGACUUUGUGAAACCGGAGCACCUGGAUGGUGAAAACUGCUUUAAAUGUAGCAAGUGUGACAAGGUGACUGCCGCCUCCAAGAGGUUCACGGUCCAUCGCGCGCCCAAGGUUCUCACGGUCUGUCUGAAGAGGUUUGAAGCUUUCACCGGCGACAAGAUCAGCAAGGUCGUGGAGUAUCCCCAGUACCUGGAUCUUCGCCCGUACAUGUCUCAGGCAGCCGGAGAACCGCUCCUCUACUCCUUAUACGCCGUCCUGGUGCAUGGAGGUGGCAGCUGCCGUGCAGGACACUACUUCUGCUACAUAAAGGCCAGUGAUGGACUGUGGUACCACAUGGACGACAAGUCUGUGGAUCUUUGCGACAGUGACACAGUCCUCAGGCAGCAAGCCUAUUUACUGUUUUACAUCAGGUGCUCUGAUUUGGAAGUUGGACAAAGGGCUUCUUCCUCACCAGCACCAUCAGAAGCCCGUUCCCUCCUCAGUCAGUGGGCGGCCGGCAGCAAGCAGGUGCGUUCUGUGGGACAGCAGCACCUGCCCCAUAGGACUAAGGCGGCUGUGGGGAGGUGGUCAGGGCACCAGAUGGACAGCGGUGGUCGGGAUGGUGGGGCAGAGUGCACCCUCAGCAAGCUGGCGGAGGACACCACACUGGGAGGAGUGGCACUUAGGCCAGGGGGUCGUGCUGACAUCCGCAGGGACCUGGGCACACUGGAGAGAUGGGCUGACAGAGAUCUCACGCAGCUCAGCAGAGGGUGCUGUGUGAGUGACGCGCACUGGCAGAGAGUGCCCAGGGAGCUCGUGGAGUCUCCUUCCUUGGAGAUGUUCCACAGCCCUGUGAACACCAUCGUGGACAACCGGCUGCAGGUGGCCCUGCUUGAGCAGGGGGUGGGACCAGGUGACCUCACCCUCCAAGUGACCUCACCCUUCAGGUGA